Molecule: messenger RNA, 3773 nt
Organism: Mobula hypostoma (lesser devil ray)
Lineage: Eukaryota; Metazoa; Chordata; Chondrichthyes; Myliobatiformes; Myliobatidae
Product: seizure 6-like protein
Exons: 17
Coding region: 541-3666 (1041 amino acids)
Biological process (GO): synapse maturation; regulation of protein kinase C signaling
Cellular component (GO): neuronal cell body; endoplasmic reticulum
Source: RefSeq, a predicted model, not a curated record
UCUUGCAACAAAACAAAACGAGGUCCAAGCCUUCUGCAUUUACAGGAAAAGCACGUUCGCAAUUAGCCGCGGGCAGAGACAGGGAAAGACUUAGCGUUAGUUGGGAAAAAGGCGAGAGAACAAGCACUGUUUGAUAGUCAGAGGUUUACCCUCAAGUCGCAGCCUGCCUCCGCUCUGCCCAGUUUCCAGCUGACAGCCCCGAAGCUGUGACGCAAAGAAUUGAAUCCCAGAGAUGCGAAAAGUGGCUUAGAUGUCUGACUGGCUCCCUUAGGACUGACUCCCACCCAGACUGCGAGUGAGAGAGAAAGGGGAGGAGAGAGAGAGAGAGAGAGAGAGAGGUAAGAGAAAGAGAGGAAAGAGAGAGAGGGGAAAGAGAGAGGAAAGAGAGAGAGAGAGAGAGGGAGGGAGAGAGAGGAAAAGGGAGAGGCUGCGGUCGAUGAACGCUACCGCAGUUUCGAAACUACAACAGCAAGGAAGCCGACGAGAAAUCUUUCUAAAUAUAAAACAAACCAGGGAUCCUGUGGAACUAGCGAUCCGAGGAUGGUGUCUUUGGGAGCGGGAUACUCCGGCGCCCUGUGGGUGUUUCUUGUACUCUUCCUGUUAGGAACCCAAGCCCAGGUGCAAGAUGCUGGUCUUCAGGAAGGCCUCGACACCACCACCUUGACCCACCCACUGGAGCUCCAUCGACCAGCUCAGGAGGCUGAGGAGCAUCAGGCAAAGCAGGAGCCCGCAGACCCUGUGAGCGACACUCCCCCUGAGCUCAGCCUGCAGAAGAAAAGCCAGCCGCACCACCGGUCCCUGCUCCUGCCUUCUGCCAUUCCUGGGGGACUUACAGUGCAGCCCCUCCUGCAGAGGCGGCAGCUGCCUUCCCCGAGGCAGGUGGAGGUCUUCCGCAAGCAACUGAGCACCAGGGGCGUGCCGUCAGGAGUGCUCGGUGCCGAGCUGGGAGUUCCAGCUCCUUCAUCGCUGAAGGUUCUCCCUCCUGACCCCACCCUUCGUUCCUCCCCGGAGGCCCUUCAGGCAGUGAAUGGGAGGCCAAGAAGUGAGGGGGACCUGCCAACCGUCACAGAGAGAGCCAGUCGCACCUCAUCAGCGGCACCAACUUCACAGACAGGCGAGAGCCAGGUGGCUGCCCAUCUCAGGCCCCACACUACGGUUCCAACCAGGCCAGACAGCACUCAGCCUCAGAUCCAGGCAAACCCUGGCCCCGGCAAGGACGUCCCACUGGAGGACACGGCCACUCCCCUCGCUGACCAGCGGAUAGCAACUCCAGCCAUGGCUCUUCCUGGGAAGAGUUCCGAAGCGGCUGGAGUGGUGUCAACAAUGGAGGGAAGCACAGAAGCUAGUACCAGCACGAUCGUCACCACCACCGUGACAACCUCCCUGCCGACCACAGCCCCGUGCAGCAUAACAUUCUCAAGCUCUGAAGGAUAUAUCGAUUCCAGUGACUAUCUUCCACUGUCUGCCUACAGCUCUCUGCAGUGUACCGUUAAUGUCACUGUCUUCAUGGGAUAUGGAGUGGAACUGCAGGUUAAAACUCUGAACCUCUCUGAAGGGGAGCAGCUCUCCAUCCUUGGGUUGGAGGGUGGCAGCUGGAUAGUUCUGGCCAACCAGGUGCUGCUGGUUGAAGGUCAGGUGAUCCGAAGCCCGGCCAAUACCAUUUCAGUGCACUUCCGUUCAUUCCAGUAUGGAGGCAUCGGAUCGUUCCGGCUUCACUAUCAGAUUUUCAUGCUGAGUUGCAACUUUCCGCGGCGACCCAGUUAUGGGGAUGUGUCCGUGUUGGAUUUGCAUGCCGAUGGUACUGCACACUUCCGCUGUAACCCUGGUUACCAGCUCCAGGGGCCGCACACACUGACCUGUAUGAAUGCGUCACAGCCACACUGGAACACCAAGGAGCCAACCUGUCAAGCCCUCUGUGGUGGUACAAUAUCAAAUGCUACCAUUGGAAGAGUAUUGUCUCCCAAUUAUCCAGCAAAUUACAGCAACAACUUAACCUGCACUUGGACAAUCGAAGGUACCAAGGGGCAGAAAUUCCAUAUGCACUUUGAAAAGAUCUCCCUUGCUGGAAAAGGAGACAGGCUCGUCCUCGUCAGUGGACGCAAUGGACACAGUGUACGCAGUGGAGACAGUGCCUCCUCCACUGUGUUGUAUGAUUCCUUAAGGAAUGAGUACUUCCCAAUCGAAGGUUUGAUUAGCAAUGGCCACUUUGUCCAGGUUGAGUUCACCUCUGAUGAAACGGUGACAGCAGGUGGUUUCAGCAUUCGAUACGAAGCCUUUGAGCGUGGACACUGCUUUGAGCCGUACAUGCAGAAUGGGAACUUCACAACAACUAAUCCCUCGUAUAGUGUCGGGGCAGUGGUGGAGUUCACCUGUGAUCCGGGUUACACCAUGGAGCAUGGCUCGCCCGUCAUUGAGUGUAUCGACAUCAGGGAACCCUACUGGAAUGGGACAGAGCCACUCUGUAGAGCGCUAUGUGGUGGAGAACUGAACACCCAGGCCGGAGUCAUUCUCUCACCAAACUGGCCACAGCCGUACGAUGAAGGGGAAGACUGCAUCUGGAGGAUUCACGUUGGCGAGGACAAGCGUAUACUGCUUGAUGUUCAGCUCCUGAACCUCACCAACAGUGACAUAUUAUCCCUGUAUGAUGGAGACGACUUAACCAUGAGGAUUCUCGGUCAAUUCGUCGGUAGCAAUGCCCCGUUGAAGGUUUACUCCACCACUUCCGACCUCACUGUCCGAUUCCAUUCCGAUCCAGCUGGCUUGAUUUUUGGGAAGGGCCAAGGAUUUAUCAUGAAUUAUUAUGAGGUCUCACGGAAUGACACCUGCUCGGAUCUUCCUGAGAUUCCCAAUGGCUGGAAAACCACUUCCCACAGAGAAAUGGUCCGAGGAACCUUGAUAACUUAUCAGUGUGACCCAGGAUAUGACAUCCUAGGAAGCGACACCCUCAGUUGCCAGUGGGAUCUCACUUGGAGCAAUGAUCCUCCUUUCUGUGAGAAAAUAAUGUACUGCACAGACCCCGGGGAAGUGAAACAUGCCACUCGUACGAUUUCAGACACCAAGUUGCUGGUGGGGUCCACAAUACAGUUCAGCUGUGAUCCAGGAUAUAUAUUGGAUGGAAAUGCACUGGUGACCUGCUACAGCCGAGAGACAGGCACCCCGUUAUGGACAUCAAAACUACCGCACUGUGCACCUGAGGAGUCAGUAGCGUGUGAAAACCCAGGACUACCAGAAAAUGGCUACCAGAUUCUAUAUAAGCGUCUGUAUCUGCCAGGCGAGACGUUGACCUUCAUGUGUUAUGAAGGCUUUGAGCUGGUUGGAGAGGUUACUAUCAGAUGCAUCAUUGCCCACCCAUCCCACUGGAGUGGGCCACUGCCUUCAUGUAAAGCUGCUCAGUAUGGCUUCGAGCACUCUUUGGAAGCAGCAGAGGCAACUGCAGAAAGACCAAUGGAUGGUGGAAACAUGGCUCUGGCGAUAUUCAUCCCCAUCCUCAUCAUCUCCAUUCUGUUGGGAAGCGCCUACAUUUACAUCACCAGGUGCAGAUACCACUCGAACCUGCGUCUGCCUCUGAUGUCCUCUCACCCCUACAGUCAGAUUACUGUGGAAACAGCCUUUGACAAUCCCAUCUAUGAGACAGGAGACACUAGAGAAUAUGAAGUUUCCAUAUGAACCAGGACGGGAGGCCAGAAGAUGAGAUUCUACAAAACUGCCAGAACCUCGCCAGUACUGACCCAGAGAAUGGCACUUCUCCAUGCUUUCCAAUCCAGAGUAGCAAU